Molecule: messenger RNA, 1652 nt
Organism: Anopheles coustani
Lineage: Eukaryota; Metazoa; Arthropoda; Insecta; Diptera; Culicidae
Product: UDP-glucosyltransferase 2-like
Exons: 3
Coding region: 1-1587 (528 amino acids)
Molecular function (GO): UDP-glycosyltransferase activity
Source: RefSeq, a predicted model, not a curated record
AUGGCAUCAGGUGCUGUGGCCAAGUGUGUUUUGUUGGUCAUCGGGUGUCUCAGCGCGAGUACCCUAGCGGCGAAUAUUCUUUACAUUAACACGGUCGCAUCUCCAAGCCAUUUUGGAUGGAACCGUGCGCUAAUGUACGCACUGGCUGAUGAAGGUCACAACCUGACCGUGUUCGGUGUGGACAGCGAUAAGAACCCCCCGCCAAAUGUGACCUUCAUCUUGCUCGAGGAUGUGUACAAGAAGCUGUACAGUGAUGAGGCAUUGGAAACCGACUUCUUCGAGAUAAACAAAAUGAGCUCCUUCGCGAUGCUGAAAAUGUUCAACGAAUAUUUAGUGGGGACCUGCAAGAUCGUCCUCGAAUCUGGUGGCGCCAAGCGACUGUACGAGUAUCCGGCAGAUUUCGGUUUCGACCUAAUCGUGCACGACUACCUUAGUGCGCCUUGUUUGACCGCACUGGCGCACCAUCGCUUCGGGAAGCCACCCCUAGUGGCCGUCACUGCGUAUCACGCGCCCUCUACAACGGCGUAUAUGUCCGGUGCCUAUCAAUACUCGGCACUAGUGCCUAACCACGCGUACGACGCCAUGGAAGAAAUGACCUACUGCCAACGGUUUAUGAACUUCCUGCUCAACAUGUGGGAGGAGUUGCUCCAAACGUACGACAUGUUAAAUGCGUCCACUCAGUUGCUACGACAGUACGAACCAAACCUGCCUGACGUGGCCGAAUUCAACCGCGAAACGAAAGUGAUCCUGCUCAACGCUGACCCUAUAAUUCAGUUCACCGAACCACUGAUGCCGAACGUUAUCCCCGUCGGAGGACUGCAGAUCAUUAAGCCUAAGCCACUGCCGGAUGAUCUGGCAAAACUACUCGAGCAAGCGCCACCCGGUGGAGUUGUCCUCUUCUCUCUAGGCACGAACGUACGCAGUGAUACCCUCGGUGUGGCCCGUAUAACGGCUAUCCUCGAUGCGAUGGAGGCCCUACCCGAGUAUCACUUCAUAUGGAAGUUCGAGUCCGAUUCGAUGCCACGCGCUUUGCCACCGAACGUACACCUGCGCAAAUGGCUGCCACAGAACGACCUGCUGGCUCAACCAAAGGUACGCCUGUUUAUCACACACAGCGGUCUACUCAGCACCCAGGAGGCCAUCUGGCACGGAGUCCCGAUCAUCGGUUUUCCAGUAUUCGCCGAUCAGUUCAAGAACAUCAACUACUGCAUGGCCAAGGGCGUCGGAAAGCGGCUCAGUAUUACGGAUAUCAACACGAAGGAACUCGUGGACACAAUUCGGGAAAUUAUGACGAAAGAAAGCUAUCGUAUCAACAUGAAACGAAUGUCUGAACUGUUCCGUGACCAACCGGAACAUCCUCUAGAACGUGCCGUUUGGUGGGUCAACUGGGUUCUCCGGCAUCCGGAUUCAACAGAAUUGCUUACGCACGGCACACGUCUCCACUGGUUCGCUAAGUACUCGUACGACGUGUUGGUUCCACUUUUGGUCGCCAUCGCUAUUGUCUGUCAUCUUGUUAUCUUCACCGUACGUCGGGUCUUUUUUGGCCGCAAAACUGUCUCCAAAGGAGAAAAACAGAAAAGAUCAUAAACGGGAAUAGGUACUCGAAUGUAAUUUCGGCACGAUAACUUCAUUGAAUAAAAAUUGCACCAAUU